Thyridium curvatum is the source of this 2397-nucleotide messenger RNA. RefSeq lists its product as uncharacterized. NCBI's taxonomy places the organism in Eukaryota, Fungi, Ascomycota, Sordariomycetes, Thyridiales, Thyridiaceae. The record is from RefSeq and is a predicted model, not a curated record. Gene Ontology annotation, molecular function: nucleotide binding; metalloaminopeptidase activity. The transcript has 7 exons. Gene Ontology annotation, biological process: proteolysis. Bases 1 to 2397 code for a protein of 798 amino acids.
AUGGCACAUGGCAACGGAAUUGACGCUGCAGGUGCCCCCGGCCCGGUAUUCAACGUGCUCUUUGUGGGCGCCGGCGGCAUCGUGUUUGGUAACGACUGGGUGCGGUGGAAUCACAGUGCUCACCUCGAGCGGAUUCUUGGCCGUCGGCUACGAGUUGUAGGAAUCGUCGAUCCUAGUCGCGAACGGUUCGAAUGGGUAAUGCCCCGGAAGGAAGCCUCACUGGCCAAAGAAUGCUAUGCUGCGACACAGCACUACAUCUCGGUGCAACAGGCAGCCGAUGACCGCAAGGCCACUGACGAGGACUCAAAGACUGGCCCUGUUCACCUUAUCAUGUUGGCGUCGCCGCCGCAAUUCCGGGGCACGACAUUGCCGGGGGCGGAUCUGGAGAAACAGCUAGUUGCCGCCUUUGGGUCUGGCCCGGCGAUCUUUGCCGAGAAGCCAGUUACGACCGGGUCAGCCGAUGAGGCCUACGCAGUGGCGCGUAGCUUGAGCGCAUCCGGCAACCUCGUCGGUGUAGGUUACAUGCUGCGCUAUCUCAAGGUGGUGCAGAAGGCAGCACGAAUCAUCCGCGAUAACAAUCUAGUUGUCAUGAGCGUGACAGCGCGUUAUGUGACGGCUUACGCAAAAAUGCGAAAGGCAGAGUGGUGGAACAAGGAAACACAAGGAGGACCGAUUGUCGAGCAGGCCACGCACUUCUGCGACCUUUGUCGCUAUCUCGGCGGCGAGGUGGUCAUGGAUUCUGUCCGGGCCACUGCUUUAGAACACGAUGAAAAGGCAGGCAAACUGAGUCAUUUCACGGAUGCGAUCCAGGAAGAUACGAUACCAGCUGCGAAAAGAAUUCCCAGAGUCACUUCUGCCUUCUGGAAAUAUGACAGCGGUGCAAUAGGAAGUCUCAAUCAUAUCAUCGCUCUCCACGGUAUCACCUACUCGAACGAGAUCGACGUGGUUGCCGAUGGAUACCAGAUGAGGCUCGUGGAUCUAUACAAUGAACCAAAGCUGUUUGUCAGAUAUCCGAGCAAUGAGAAAGAGGCGGAAUACUACUAUUCAGGUGACGAUCCAUUCUACAACGAGCUGGCCGCUAUUUGCUGCGCCCAAGAUAGGAAGAUCAACGCAGGGGAGACCAGGCCGGCAACCAACAACGUACAGGACGGAGCGAAUGUUGAAGGUGAUGACCUUCUCCCGAACCGGAUCCUGAGCUCAUUUGAGGACGCAACGAAGACAUAUGAAUUCAGUUGGAAAAUCAGGCUAGAAAUCGACGAGCCAAUGCAUGCCCCUGACAAACAGAAGUGUUUGACGGAAGACUGCCAGAAUGAGGCUGGCACCUUACAAUGUCCUACCUGCCUAAAGUUGGGCAUCAAGAGCAGCUACUUCUGCUCUCAAGAUUGCUUCAAGAAGAACUGGAAUGAACACAAAGCUUUGCACAAGACGGGAACUGCUGAGCUCUACAACCCUUACCCGACUUAUGCGUUCACCGGAUCCACGAGACCUGUACAUCCACUCUCUGCAAGACGCACCGUACCCAAGUCUAUUCCCCACCCCGAAUAUGCCAAGAGCGGCAUUCCCAGCGGUGAACGGUACCUCAAUAGGUCGAAAGUUGACCUCCUGGACGCCAAGGGCCAAGAGGCAAUGCGCAAGGUCAGCAGACUAGCACGAGAGGUGUUGGAUAUCGUUGCAGCAGAGAUAAGACCCGGUGUGACUACCGACUACCUUGAUGAGGUCUGCCACAAAGCAUGCCUAGAGCGGGACUCAUAUCCCUCUCCAUUGAACUACAACUUCUUUCCCAAGUCUAUAUGCACCUCUGUCAACGAGGUCAUAUGCCAUGGUAUACCUGAUCAGAGGAAAUUAGAGGAUGGAGACAUCAUCAAUCUCGAUGUCACAUUAUACCACGAAGGGUAUCACUCUGACCUCAACGCAGCAUAUUAUGUGGGUGACAAGGCAAAGGCAGACCCAGACUCAGUCCGGGUAGUGGAAACCGCGAGGGAAUGCUUGGAUGAGGCAAUCAAGCUGGUGAAACCGGGCACACCCUUACGCGAGAUCGGUAACGCCGUCGAGAAAUAUGCCAAGUCCAAGGGAUGCUCCGUCGUGAGGACCUGGGGUGGUCAUGGUAUCAAUUCUACCUUUCAUGCUUCACCCUUCGUACCGCAUUAUGCAAAGAACAAGGCCGUGGGUGUGUGCAAACCUGGCAUGACCUUUACGAUUGAGCCGGCUAUCGCAUUAGGGAAGUAUCGGGAUAUAACCUGGCCAGACAAUUGGACCAACACUACCAUUGAUGGUAAAAGGGCUGCUCAAUUUGAGCACACUUUGCUAGUCACGGAAACGGGAGUGGAAGUUUUGACAGCACCUACUGAGAAGUCACCUGGAGGGCCGGUCCCCAUGCCAGUAGCAAGUUGCUCAUGA